AUGAAGCAGUAUAUUAAUUAACUUGCAGAUAAGCUAUAAAUUUCAACCUCUGAUUCUGUUCUCAUAAUUUGGAAGGUGUUUAUAAACUUUUGCUCUUUUGUUAUAUACAUAGAAAUUUCAUUAGAAUUAUUCAAUGUAGAAGAAUUUCAAAAGGAUAAUAGAGGAGAUAUAUUUUUUAUUUGGAGAAUAUUCAUUCUAGUACAUAUUAAAUAUAUUUAAGUCCUUAUUAAUUAUAGAUAUGAUAAUUUCAUUAUUCAUAGAAUAUAUCAGCAAUAAUGGCAUCAUCAUAUAAAAACCAUAUAAGAAAGUUAAAUACUAUUUUAGACACUAUUUUGUAUUUGAUUUAAUCGUGAUAGUAUAUCUAUUUGUCUCUACAUUUCAGCCAUUACCAUUUUGGGUGGGUUUUCUAGUGUUUUUUAGAAUCCCAUCCAAUCUUUAUUCUGAUAAGAUAACUGAGGAAUAUCUCAUUCAAUUUCAGUUUUUAUUGUUAUGCUAUCGAAUUCUAAAAUUGUUAGUUACUUUGCUAUACAUAUUUGAUAUAUUUGCUUGUUCUUUUUAUGCAAUGGGUUUAUAUUCCAUUUCAAUAUCAGAACCAACUUGGUUAGAGUACUCAAACAGUGUAAUUGGAAAUAUUGAUGAAAUGCAUCAUGUUACUUAAUAUAUAAUUAGUUAUUUUUGGGCAGUUGAAACCCUUGUAUCAAUGGGUUAUGGUGAAAUAACUCCAAUGAAUUAAUAUGAGAUAAUCAUAGGAGAUUUGGCAUUGGUUGGAUGUAUGUUUGUUUGUUUGUAUGUAAUAUCAACAAUUCUAUCAUUUUAAUCAGAUAAUUCAUCAUAUUUAGAUGAAAAUAUGUUAUCAAUCAAAUAAUUUAUGAUAGCAAAGAGAAUAUCUAAAAAACUAUAUAAUGAAGUUUCUAUAUUUUUAUCUUAAUUCAGAAUAGAAUAAUCAAAAAGAGAUAUUGUAAUAGAAUAAGUAGUGAUUUAGAGAUUGCCAAAUUAAUUGAAAUCUAAAUUAUAUUAUGAAGCAAGUCUCAAAAUUAUGAAAAGAAUAUUGUGGAUAUAUAAUAAUUUUUCUAAUGAAUUUAUUGAAGAAUUAUCUAGUUUUGUAAGAGAAAUCUAUUUAAAUGCCAAUACAAAAAUCUCUGUUAUAGAUGAUGAUGAUGACCCUAAAAUAUUUGUGAUUGAAAAAGGUAAGGUGACAGUUAUCUUAAAUGAAAAGGAAAUCAAUUUACUUUACAGAGGAAGUACAUUUGGCAACUAUUCAUUUUUCACAUAAGAAAAAGAAUAAUUUAUUACUUAUAAAACUAAAUCUAUAGUAAUUCUGUAAUAUAUCAAAUUAACAGACUUUUUAAAGACAAUAUCAAAUCAUAAAGAAGAUCAUGAGAAAUUCUACUAUAUAUUGGAUCAAGUUCUUUUUGAAAAGAAAUAUUCUUUAAUUUAAUAUGGAUGUUAUAUUUGUACAUCAACUAAUCAUUUAAGUGAAAAUUGUUAAAUUAUUAGUAUUAAAGAUUAAGUUUAUGAAGAAUUUUAUAAGAAUCCACUAAGAAAUAGUAUACAAAUGAGAAAAGGAUUUAUACGUUAAAAUAAGAAACAUAGUAAAUGGAUUUUAAAUAGGAAUGCAAUUUAGAUUACUCCUGAAUAUCCAAUUUCAUUUGAUAUUGAUAAAAGAUAUUAUAGUAAGUUAUUAUUUUAAUGGCAUCCUUUCUCAAAACAUUAAUAAGAAAGAAUGAAUGUUAUAUUAAAAGACUUAUUGAAUGAUAGUUUAAAACAGGAUGAUCUAAUAAUAAUGUCUGAAAAUAAGUCUAAAAAUAAAAAAAAAUCAAGUGUAUUUUCAUCUUCAAAUCAAUAUUUAUUUUAUUGGUAAUUAUUUAUGAUGUUUGUAAAUGCAGUAUUCUUUAUUGCAAUACCUUAAAUCAUAUUUUUUUGGAACUAUUAUUAAUAAUUUAGUGAUUAAGGAGGCUUUAAAUUUAUUAGAAUAAUAUUUAUUGUAUAUAAUAUUAUAUAUAUUAGAUUUUAUUUGUAAGUGAUUUUAUUGUUUAAUUGAAUACUAAUUUUUAUCAUGAAGGUAUUUUAGUUAAAAAUAGAUUCAAAAUAGCAGAAAAUUAUUUAAGAAAUGAUUUAAUUUUUGAUUUAAUACCAAUACUUGUUUUGUUUUAUAUAAGUUUAUCAGAUAAAUAUGUAAUUAUUUAUUUACUUUGUUUGAUUAAAUUAAUACCAUUUUAUAGAUUUUAAGUAUAUUUAUCUGAUAAAUUGAAAAUAAUGCCAUAAUUGAGAUAAUUUUAUAUGAUUUGUGGAAUGCUUAUAGAAAUACUUUACAUCAAUCAUUUCUAUGGAUGUAUGUUUUAUGGUGGUAGUGUUUAUAUGUAUACAUUUCAUCCAAAUUCUAAAACAUGGGUGAAUGAUCCAACAAUGAAUUUUGGAGUUAUAAUUACAAAAAGUACAUCUUCAAAGUAAUUUUUAUAAUAUUAUUAUGAGAUACUUAUAUUCUACUUAUUGGGCAAUUGAUGCAAUUACAAGAAUAGGUUAUGGUGACAUACUUCCAUUGAAUGAUUUAGAAUUCAUGAUUACUGAUUUAACUGUGAUUACUGCAGUAGCUAUAGUGGCUGUAAAUAUAUCAUUAAUUGAAAACAUGAGAAAGAACUCUAAAUUAUAGAAUUAUUUUGUGGAUAAUUUAUGGAUUCAAUAAUAUCUUAAGAAGAAAAAUUGUUCCAAUUAAUUAAAAACUUAAAUUUCUAAAUACUUACGUUAUUAUCAUAGAAUUGGAUAAGAUAGAAAUAUAGAUAUAGAAUAAGAAUCUUUAUAGUUACUUCCUAGUAGUUUAAAGUAAUAAUUAAUGUAUGAAGCUUAUGGGAUUAUAUUUUAUAAAUAACAUUGGUUAAGAGAUGAUGAUGUUUUAUUUGAAUUAUCCAAUAAAGUAAAAGAAAUCUAUCUUGGAGAUAUGGAAAAUAUCUUCUUAGAUAAUAUUCCUGAUUAAGGACAAGCAUUAUAUUAUGUAGAAAGAGGUUAUGUUGAACUAUUCAUUAAUACUUAAUACUCAUCAAGAAAAGAUGUUAUUAUUGCAUAAUUGAAAAAGGACACAUUUUUUGGACAUUACUCUUUUAUUACAGGAUUACCAAGGAAAUGUAUAUAUUAUAUUUCAUUAUUUAUUAGCUUCUGCUAGAACAAUGUAAUUUGCAUCAUUAAUUUAUAUUCUAAGAAAAGAUUUUCAUGAUGUUUUAGAAAUGAAUAAGAAAUUUCAUCAUUAAUUCUAAGCUCUAAGAGACAGUAUAAUUUAUGAAAAUUAAUUUCAGUUAAUUGGAUUAUAAUGUUUUACUUGUAAUGGAAAUGAUCAUUUAAGUAUUGAUUGUCCCUUAAUUUCUAUUAAAAAGUAAGUGUUACUCAGAUUUUAUCAUACAAUUAGAGAAAAAAGUUAAUCAGGAUUAAAUUUAAGAAAAUUAUAUAAAUAAAAUUUAAAAUAAGAUAGAAGAUUUAAGAAAAGAAAGAAAGUGAAAAAAUCAAAAACAUUAAGAAUACAUGAUUUUGAGUUCUUUCUUGAUUAUACAAUUCCAAGAACAACAAUCAAUUAUGUAAUUGAUAAAGAUUUACAUUUGAUUUGA
Molecule: messenger RNA, 3593 nt
Organism: Paramecium pentaurelia
Lineage: Eukaryota; Ciliophora; Oligohymenophorea; Peniculida; Parameciidae
Source: the annotation of a GenBank genome assembly